AUGCCAGUUGCUCCAGGACGCGUCGGAACAUUGACGGAUGAGCAGAGCGAGAAGCUACGAGAGAUGUGGGCUGCUGCAUUCAAGGUCUUUGGCCAAACAGUCUCGAAUACAAACUCCGCAGCUUCCUCACCGGGAUUGAAGCCGCCUAGUACUGGCGAGGCGAACGGGUCACCUGUGUCGUCCGUGAGCAAGCGUGGAAGGUUCGCGCGUAUGCUUUCGCGGACAAAGUCAGAAGCGAGUCUACAAGAGACCAGCACCGCGAAUACUGACAAGUAUGGUGCGUCGGCAGCGUACAAGGAAGCAUUGGCUCAACAGAGUCCAGCUGAAAUACGCCAGACUUUCUGGAGUAUGGUCAAGGCGGACCAUCCUGAUGCUUUGCUUUUGCGUUUCCUGCGUGCACGCAAGUGGGAUGUGCAAAAAGCACUCGAGAUGAUGAUUGCAACGAACCAUUGGCGAGGCAAAGUGAUGGAAGUGGAAAAGAUUGUUGAACGUGGAGAGGCAGGAUUCUUGGAAGAUGGAGACGAAGCAUUCAUGUUGCAGGUGCGAAAGGGCAAGUCCAUCUUGCAUGGCACAGAUGUAGAAGGCAGACCCAUCUGUCUUGUACGGAGUCGCCUGCAUCGACCGGCUGAGCAGUCUGCAAAGACGAUGGAGCAAUUCACAGUACUGACUAUGGAAACGGCGCGACUCAUGCUACGCGGACCCAUCGAUACUGCUACUGUCAUCUUUGACCUAAAUGGCAUUGAGGCCAAGUAUAUGGAUCUCACACCUGUUCGCUUCAUCAUCAAAUGUUUCGAAGCGCAUUACCCUGAAUCAUUAGGAACAUGCUGCAUCUAUGGCGCGCCAUGGUUCUUCCGUCCGAUCUGGUCUAUUGUCAAGGGAUUGCUAGAUCCCGUCGUCGCUGCCAAGAUCAAGUUUGCAAACUCACAACAAGAGCUGUCGGAGAUCAUUCCACAAUCAGACAUCAUCAAAGAGCUUGGUGGACCGCGUGCUUGGGAGUACGAGUACAUAGAGCCCGUUGAGGGCGAAAAUGAUCGGCAAAAGGAUACAGCGACAAGGGAUAGGCUCAUUGCAGAGCGUGGCGAAAUUGUGGACAAAUUCGUUGCGCUGACACAGCAAUGGGUUGCUGGUCAACAGGACGAGAAGAGUGAGGCGGACCGGCAUGCAGUAGCGAAAGAGCUCGAGCAAGACUACUGGAGGUUGGACCCCUACGUUCGUGCAAGAACGCAUUACGACCGUGUUGGAUAUAUCGAAUCAGAUGGUGCCUAUAAUCCUAGAGCGACAUUUCCAUCAUAG
Molecule: messenger RNA, 1293 nt
Organism: Protomyces lactucae-debilis
Lineage: Eukaryota; Fungi; Ascomycota; Taphrinomycetes; Taphrinales; Protomycetaceae
Product: CRAL-TRIO domain-containing protein
Exons: 2
Coding region: 1-1293 (430 amino acids)
Source: RefSeq, a predicted model, not a curated record